Messenger RNA from Lizanozyma spartinae, 2586 nucleotides. It is a transcript of the gene EST1, whose product is annotated as Est1p. Gene Ontology annotation, molecular function: telomeric repeat DNA binding; telomerase RNA binding; protein binding. Gene Ontology annotation, biological process: nuclear-transcribed mRNA catabolic process, nonsense-mediated decay. The record is from RefSeq and is a predicted model, not a curated record. Lineage: Eukaryota; Fungi; Ascomycota; Pichiomycetes; Serinales; Debaryomycetaceae. The transcript is spliced from 3 exons. Bases 1 to 2586 code for a protein of 861 amino acids. Gene Ontology annotation, cellular component: telomerase holoenzyme complex.
AUGAGUAUGGUGACACAUGCGGUGAUGGGGAAUGAAAUGGACGAGUUUCAAUUGUACAAGUUCCAGUUGGAUGAGAUGUUGGUAGAGAAGUACGUGGAUCAGUCUUUACUUUUGGGAUUUCACAGUGUGGUACUUUCUAAAUUCCAAACAGCAAUUACAGACGAUUUCCAAAAUUAUUUGGUCCAAGUUCUCUCUGAGGGUAAAAGCGCAGAUGAAGUCGAGUUUACAACAAGAGAAUAUUUUGUUAGACUAUGGACAGACUUCCAUUACCCCAUCAUAAAGUUUUUUCAACAUCAACAUUGUAUUUUGUAUAAUUCAAAUGUUCAACUAUUUGAACAAUCAAGGAAAGAUCCUCAGGUUAAAUUUAAGGUAAAGCCUGUGGAAAUGAGGAAACUCAAUGAUAACUUCAAAAAGUUUAUCAAACAAAUUUACCAGUUCUAUUUUCAAUUUUUGAAACAUUGGACAACUCUGUACAAGCACCGUCUUGUACAAGCCAAAUUAUUGAGGCAAUUUGAUUUCACAAUGCUGGAAUCACCUAUCAUCAUCAAAGAUAGAACUUUGGAAGCAUAUAUUGCGAUUUUGAUGCAUCGUUGCUUACUUACGUUGGGUGAUAUAUCGCGCCAUCGGGCGUUCAUCGACUUAAAUUAUACUAACCCUUCGAUGACGAAUCGUGACUUUUUUAAAUAUAAAGAGUUACCUUCUCAGAAGAAGUUGAAGUUAAUGAAACCCAGUUAUGAUCCGGCCUUACAAUUCUACGACAUGUCGAUCUUGUUAUUGCCGGCUAUCAACGAACCUUAUAAUCAUAAGGCGGUCAUUUGUAAUGCCAUGGAUUGCAAGUUUCAAGCUUGCUAUUGGUUCCUUAGAUCACAGUUUACCAGGGCCAUGGAUUACACUUUAGGCCGAAACAACUUGAAUUCCAUUCUUAAAAAGAAAUGGUUUGUAUCUCGUUUGUAUGGUAUUUUUGAAGAAGAUAGUACUUCUUCUGAUACCAUUGACGAUUUAAACGUCAUUCUUAUAUGUUUAGUUGGGUACUUUUAUAUGCCCAAGGUGUAUAAGCAUGGUCCCAACAUUGUUAAGAACCUCAAGUUUAGUAAAGUUGAAGUUGAGUUCUUUAAAUCAAUCCAAUCAAACUUCAGUAAAUUGAUUGCUGACAGAGAUUUCUUUUUGGAUCAGUUUUCAUGUUUAAUUAUGUUUGAAAGACUUAUGAAAACUGACUGUAAUGGAACUAUGGAUGGUUCCGAUCAAGAACAUUUUGACGGUGGAGAUCGUGAGAAAAUAGUCAAAUUUAUCUUGCGGUAUACUGAGUGUAUUCUUGAUUUGUUUGGGAAAGAGCAAGUUACUGUGGAUAUGAAGGCCAAUCCUCUAAUGACAGUGAGACUUGUUUUGAGCUGGUUGAAAGUCAAUCGUUACUUGGAAGAGUUUAUCCAACAACGUCCUAAGGCAUUGGAUAGUGUGGUGACUACUUUGAACAGAAUGAUAGGUUCAUACAAAGAUAUUACCCUUAAUGUUGAUGAGCCUCCCAAGAGAGAUUACUUUUUCUACGAAGAUGUUAAGUUUAGGGAGUUUAAAAUCAUCAAUGAUCGCUUCCGUGAUUUUGAUGACAAGCAUUUGUUUUUAUUGGAAUCCCAAGAUUGUCUUGCUGGGGAGAAGAUUGCUAACACUGAUGAAACGUAUGAGAAUCGUCUUCGUGUCCAAGCUAUCAUUUCGUUUUCCAAAAAGGUAUUGGAACCAUUCAACGUUGUGUUUGCACAAUCUAAGUUUUCAGUGGUGAAGAAAGCCAAGCCCUCAAAGGCAGACCGUAAAAAGUCAAUGACAGGUCAACUAGCAAAGACAAGGGAAAUUAAAGAGAAAACAUCUAAGAAGAAAUCAAAUCGGUCAGGCACACCUAUUUCUAUUUCUGAAAUUAGUGAAAAACUGGUUCCAAUGUCAUCUGAAACAUCUGUAGCCUCAGUUACCGCACCUCCAUCUUCAUCCAUUCCCUAUACGAAUCCAAAUGAAGAGGGCAAUGGUAGAGUUCCUUCAUCUCUUGCGGAGAUUGAAUCGAUGAUUCUUAGUCAUGCAUCGCACGCUCAAACGAUAAUGAACAUUCAAAAGGGAACUGGAGCUCCCUAUGCCCAAGCCGAAGUUGACUUGCUGCGUGAUACUGGUCUUAACAGUAUGGUGAAUGCUUUAGUUGAUGAAGGGCCUUCUGCUUAUGUACCCCCUGCUACUCGAGCCAGUAUCUGGGGUAGCAACAUGUAUGGUGGAAAACCUGUACAAACACCCAUGGCAUUUGGGACUGCUUCAAAUCAAACUGAAGUACAAACCCAACAACAACUUCAACAAUUACUGUUGCACCAACAACAGCAAGAGAUUCAACGCCAACAGCAGCAAUUACAGUUGCAACUUCAACAACUCCAGCAGCAGCAGCAGCAGCAGCAGCAGCAGCAGCAACAACAACCACAACUACAAUUCAGCUCUACAAAGGUGGGCAUAGACGACAACAAUGACGAAAAGACUGCUAAAACUGAAGAAUGUAUGGAUACCUUGUGUGAAGGUCGACAGAUAGUGGGUAACCAUGAUGAAGGGACAAAAGCUCCGAGUUGA